UGCAUGCAUUCGUGAGCGAGUGCGAGCAAGGCGGAGCAAGCAGCGGGCUGUUUUAAGGUAUCCUGAUGUGGACAGUCCCUGUAGACAGUGCAGUCAGCUCUGAAAUGUAAACUUUCCCCCGGGGACAUAAGAAGCAAAUGUGAGGGUCGCAAAGGGCUACAAGGCUGUCAGAGCAGACAUUUAAAACAAAUCAUGGCAUCUAGACUCUAAUUUACGAUAAUUUUAAAGUCGACGAAAUGCGGCCGGAGCCUGGUCGAGGCACUUUUGGAUCUGACUCUCCGGUUUUCGCUGCCAACCUGAAAUAUGAUAAGGUAUUAAUAUAAUGCAAGUUAUUCUUGUUUCGCGUUCUAAACGGGGAGAUAGGACUUUGAACAAUGAUCUAUGUAUGGUAAAAAAUAAACAGGUACCCUAUUUCAAAAAGUUAACUCCAUUAAACAUUGAUGUCUCGAACUACUUUUUGUUUUGUGCGAUGCGGCAACGUUGCAAGUGGUAGCCCUGCAGCAGCAGCCGACACGACGCCAUGUUUAUUUACGUCAGUCACUCACUGCCGGCCGCCAAGAUCACACAUCUCAACUUGGUAUUCUUUAUAUUUUAAUACCAAAAUGCCGAGACAUAAAGGAAGAAUUAUCUCCGCGAAGAGGCUGCACACACUCCAGGCUAAAGCAGCAGCCCUCAAGAGAGCCAGGGAAGCGAGACAAGCGGAAGAAACAGAGGAAGAGCUGGAACAAGCCGAGUGGGAAAUCCCAGAGACGCCAAAGGCAGCUGUGCGACGAAAACUUAGUCCAGGCUCUGUCGAAGAAAAUGCUGCACCCAAAAAGGCGAAGAGCACAGAAACCGAGGAUAAUACUAAUUGUGCAGGAGGGCGCCGAAUCGUGGAAUACAAGGUGCUGGGAAAAGGCCUGUGGUGCUGCUACUGCAAGGAGUGCAUGUCUCUGGACAACAUCGAGGACGAGAAGUUAUUUGGUUUGGGGUCUAUUCUCAACGUUCGUUGUCACAAAUGCUGCACUAUCAACGUCGUCCCUACCGGGAAACGGCAUGCAGAUAGUCUAAACCGCGAAACUCUGUUCGAUGUGAACGCAAAAUUCGCACUGGGUGUUAUCAACAGUGGAUCCCUUUACGCUCCUCUCAGAGCUUUGUUUGCUGCCAUGAACAUGCCUAUUAUGUCGUACCAAACCUACAAGAAGUAUGAGCGCAGUGUGGGAAAAAAGGUUGAGGAGGUAGCCAAAGUGAGCUGCGAGGAGGCUGCAAAGGAAGAAAGGGAGCUCACCAUCCAGAACAAGGCCGCCCUGGAGCAGAUUCUGCCAGAACAUCUCAGCGCAGACUUCAUCAUUCCAACGACAGUGACAACAUUUGAAAAGGUGGUAAGGAUAAUGGUAUCGUUUGACAUGGGUUGGAGUAGGAGAGCGGCUGGAAGAAAUUAUGAUAGUUUAAAUGGGUAUGGGUGUAUGGUUGGUAAUUUUACGGGGAAAGUUAUAGAUUAUGAUACAGAUAAUAGAAUGUGUAUGAUGUGUGAAGCAGGCCACACUCCCGAUACACAUGAUUGUAGGUUAAAUUAUUUUGGGAGUGCUAAGGGUAUGGAAGCUCAUGUUGCGAAAAAAUUAGUAAUAGAUAGCAAUAUCUUGAAAAGCCAAAAUUUAGAGGUUGGUGUUUUGGUAACAGAUGAGGACUGCUCCUCUGUAGCAGCUUGCAGGGCAGCAGCCUCUCAUGAAAUUGUUAAACAAAGUGAUAAGAAUCAUGCUAGCAAGGGGGUAAAAAAAGUUUUAUAUGGCAUGGAAAAAAAACAUGGUGAAAUUAAUGCAGAAGCAAUUAAGUGGUUGCAUACUUGUUUUACUUAUGCUUUAUCUCAAAAUAAGGGAAACUCUGCUGCAAUGGCUAUUGCUUUAAGAGCUAUACCCCUCCACACAUUUAAUGAUCACACUCUUUGUGGCAAUUGGUGCGGCUACAAGAGAGAUCCAGAGAAUUAUGAUCAUAGAACUGUUCCGGGGGGAUUCACAAAUGAGCAACUUAGAGAAGAUUUAAUUGAUGUUUUUAACAAAUUAGCUGACAAUGCCAACAAGUUUUCUGCUGCUGCUUCAAGUAAUAGUAAUGAAAGUAUAAACUCUAUGAUGGCUAGAAAGUGUCCAAAAAACACCUGCCUCAGUAUGUCAGAGUCAGCUGAUUUCCGUUAUGCUGCAGUUGUGGGGAAAAAAAAUUUGGGAGAGGUUUACACCCAAAAGACUAUGGAGUUGACUACUCUUAGUCCUGGCAUUCCAUUUAAUACUUCAUAUGUAAAAAGCACAGAUAGAGCAACUACAAGUAGGCGGUCCCUUUAUAACACUAGAGACUUUAAAAAAAAAAGAAUAAUUAAGGCUAAACACAGGGCAAAUAUUAAGUAUAGAAAAGAGGUAGCAGAGGGCACCACUUAUGAAUCAAAUUGUAACCUUUUAGUACUAGAUGGAGUUGAAGUGAUACCGUUGGGUGAGGAUGAUAUUUCUGAGAACUGGUUGGUUGGUGGGGAGGCUGAGGGAGUUGUAGUUUUAUUUGAUUUGGAAACAGGUGGGCUUAAAGCUGACUCUGACAUUUUGCAAAUAGGGGCUAGAUGUGGCAAAAAAAUUUUUGACACAUUUAUCAGGCCCACAAAAUCUAUCCCAAAGGAAACAACUAAAGUUAACGGGUUAACAUCCAAUUCCGGGGACCUCUUUAGGCAUGGAAAACAGGUGAAAGCAAUCCCUCUCCAAGCUGCCAUUACCAGUUUUAUAGAUUUUCUAGUUUCAUUUGGAAAGGUUGUUUAUUUGUGUGCUCAUAAUGCCUUUGCAUUUGAUGGUCCCAGAAUUUUAGCAGCAAUCACUCGCAGUGGCCAAUUGCAAAGAUUUCAGUCUACAGUAAAGGGUCUUGUGGAUUCCCUACCUAUUCUUAAAAAAAAUAGACCUGGAAAAUCAAAUGCAUUGGGAAUAGUUGCCCAAGAUUUAAAUAUUUCAUUAAAGGAUGCACAUGAUGCUGUAGCAGACAUCACCAUGUUACAUCUUAUUUUACAAGAACUAAAAUUGUCAGCUUCAUUUCUCAUUUCUGAAUCUAUACUUGUAACUACUUUAAUUAACAGAAUGGAGUUAAAAAGACAUCUAGAGAACGUACUAACUAAGGGCAUGCUAGAUAAAUUUGCUAAAGGUGGUUUAACAGUUGAAUCUAUUCAAGACACUUUUAAUGCCAGUGGUGUGACAGGAGUAACUACAUUAGUGAAAAGUGUUACUAAACAUCAAGCCUCCAUAGACAAAUUAUGUGAUUGGUGUCAGAAGCAGAAUGCAGGGCAUUCAACUACUGCAUCAGUGACAAAUAACACAGUUUUACCAUUUACAGCUUCAACCUCUACUGCUACUGAACCUGUUAAUGAAUUUUUACAUGUAGCAUGGACUUCAAAUGAACCUGAAGAAAGGCAGUCCUCCCCUGAUCUUUUUAAAGAAUAUUUACCUCCUGACUUCGAGACCAGCCAACAGUUGCCAUUCGGAGACUUUUGAAUCUAUCAUCUGCGUACACUACUUGGUGCUCUCACAUACCAGGUUGAUCAUUGUUUUUGCCCCGUGAAAAAUAAAUUUAACACUUUUGUCACCAGGUGCCUAACGGAUACAAUCCAAUUGGUAAGACAGUUAAUUAUGUACAUUACUUUUUUUGUUUUUAUAAUAAAUUGUGAACAAAAUAA
This is a messenger RNA of Frankliniella occidentalis (western flower thrips), 3673 nucleotides long. RefSeq lists its product as uncharacterized. The record is from RefSeq and is a predicted model, not a curated record. Gene Ontology annotation, molecular function: nucleic acid binding; 3'-5' exonuclease activity. NCBI's taxonomy places the organism in Eukaryota, Metazoa, Arthropoda, Insecta, Thysanoptera, Thripidae. The transcript is spliced from 3 exons. The coding region runs from base 441 to 3491 and encodes 1016 amino acids.